This is a messenger RNA of Centruroides sculpturatus (bark scorpion), 2265 nucleotides long. Its product is annotated as alpha-tocopherol transfer protein-like. The transcript is spliced from 5 exons. The coding region runs from base 30 to 1031 and encodes 333 amino acids. Gene Ontology annotation, cellular component: membrane. The record is from RefSeq and is a predicted model, not a curated record. Gene Ontology annotation, molecular function: phosphatidylinositol bisphosphate binding. Lineage: Eukaryota; Metazoa; Arthropoda; Arachnida; Scorpiones; Buthidae.
UUGAAAAUUAUUUAAAAUUUCAGUAAAAUAUGAGUGAAAUAAGCAUUAAAAAUUUAAUAUUUGAGGAAGAAAAAGAAGUGUUUUCUUAUCAUGAAAAUGCCUUAAAAGAUUUCAAAAGGUUUAUCAAAAAUCAAGGAAUUAACUUUCAUAUGGAUGAUAUUUUUCUCCUUGGUUUUCUUCGUGCUAGAAAAUUUGACCUCGAAAGAUCUCUUCAGUUACUCAAAAAUUACUUCAACGUUAGAAUAGAAUAUCCCCAAUACUUUAAGAAUCAUCUCCCUUCCAAGUUGGGACGUGUUUUAGACAUGAACAUAAUGCGAUUUUUGCCAAUACUCGAUCAGGACGGAAGUUACAUUUAUGUUUAUCAAUUUCGUAACUGGGAUACUUCUAUUGCGAGUGGUGUGGAAGUAUUGCGUGCUAUAAUGCUCGUACUGGAUUUUCAGUUAAAUUUUCAUAGAGCUCAAGAAAAGAAAGUCGUAUGUAUUAUUGACUCAGCGGGUUUAGCUUUGACACAUUUCUACCAUUAUCCUCCUAGAGUGGUCCAUUCAAUGGUGACUUUUAUAUUUAAAGAUUCUUAUCAGCUUCGAUAUAAAGAAGUACAUUUCGUCAACCUGAAUAUCAUCAUAAAGGCAUUUUUAACUAUAAUGUUUCCACUUUUACCAUCUAAACUCCGGAAGAGAUUUCAUAUUCAUUCUGACAUGGAAUCUCUACACAAAUUCGUCAACCCAGACUGCUUGCCUUCAGAAUAUGGAGGAAAUUUACCCGAUUUCGAUCCCACUGAAGCCACUAAUAUGAUCAAAUCUAACGAAGAAUACUUUCAAAGGAACGAAGAGUAUGUGAAAUUGUACGAAGAACAAAGAAAUAAGAAUUUUACAGAGGGCACAUUUAGAUACAUUCGCGAAGGUGUAGAAGACGAAAAAAUAAAGAAAUUUAUGGAAAAAUCAGAAGAAAAAUUCCAACGUCAUGCUGACAAUCCAGAAGCUUUCAUAGCUGCUUUGAAAGAAGAUUCUGAAUUCGAAAUGACUCAUUUUUAAGUGGUGGAUAUGAAGUCAAUUUUUAAAACAAAAAAGAUAAAUUGCAGUUAAUACUUAUCACAAGUAAGUAAGUGUAUACUAACGUUACAAAAUAAAUUUUUGCAUUAGAAAUUAUUUUUUAUUGAGUAAACUAUGAUGAUUUUGUAAACACUAAACAACUUUUUGUUGUACCUUAUCUUAACUAAAGAAAUAAAAUGUGUCAUCCAUUUUAUGAAAACUUUAUAAAUCUAGAUGCUUCUUUACAAAGACAAGAAUUUGAAAUUUCUAUUUAAAAUAUACAAACUCCCAUUUAAUACUAAGUAAGAUAAAGUAUAAUAUUUUGAUGAAAUUAAAAAUACAAAUAAGAAUUACCAAAUUAAAAAUAUUUGGAACUGUACAGGGAGGAAUUAACAAAACUGUUGUCUUAGUAAGCGAUGUUUCUUUCUUUACACUUCUGGUUAUAUACUUAAGAAUCUUGUACUGUACUUAAUAACUUCAGUAAGUAUGAAUAUAGUAGUCUGUAGGAAUUUAUUCGUAUUCUAAGAUAAAAGACUUUGUUUCAUAACUUUUAUGGUUAUAUGUACAGAAUGAAGAAUAUCCUAAUAAGGUUAUUAACAUUGUUAGAUUGAAAUAGGAAAGCGGAGGCAGUUGCUAUAAUCUUCCAAGUUAAUUAUGAGAACAAUAAGAUACGUUCGCUUAUAAAUAAGAUUGUGUGUAGCUCUAUGUGUCUUAAUUUUUUCAAUGGAGAUAAGUCUUAAUUUUGAUAAUAAUUAUGAGUUCUCAUAAAUACUGUAAGUGAUAAUAACGAGUAAAAUUUUUGUUAAGUGUGAUUCCAUACAAGAUAUGACACAGAACUCAUCUUCAUCUCCUCCUUGUCAUUUCACCAAAAUUUAAUAACAUCAAUUGCUUAUAUAUAAAAAUAAUCCUAAUAAGUUGAAAACACAUAUAUACUUCUUAGGCUCCCGUGACUUGCUAACGAAAUUUUUUUGAGUUAUUUUAUCUGGUACAAAAUGCCUGACAUUAUACCUGAUAGGAGUUUGUCUUAUUGAAAAUGUUAAUCCUGCCAAGAAAUUGUGCACGACCUGUUAUCUGUUGCCCAGAGGUACUUCGAGUUUUAAAGGAAAAACCAGUUUUACAGACGUUCCAAAUUUCUUCAUAAAAACAAUGAAUCUGUUUAAAAAUUUUUUCUUUGUAAAAUGUAUUCGUUUCAAUGUCUCCAUUGUUUUAUGUAUAAAUAAAUUCUUUUCUUUCUAAA